UAAAUAUUAAUACCUACCAAAGAUUUAUUUGUAUGAUAAGAGAGUUUUAUUAGAGAGUAGUGAAAGAGAAAAUGGAUUUGUCUAUUGUUAGUGGUAGUGGUGGUGGUGGUGCUUCCGGCGAUGAACAAGAAGCUUCUAAUAACAAUAGAAAGGGAAAGAAAACAUAUCAUCGCCAUACUAAUCGCCAAAUACAACAGCUUGAAGCUUUUUUCAAGGAAUGCCCACAUCCAGAUGAAAAUCAAAGGCGUCAAUUAAGCAAAGAGUUAGGGCUUGAGACUAAACAAAUCAAAUUCUGGUUUCAAAACAAAAGGACUCAGACAAAGUCUCAAAAUGAGAGGGCAGACAAUUCGGUUCUUCGAGCCGAAAAUGAAAGAAUUCAAUGUGAAAACCUUGCAAUUAGAGAGGCAUUGAAGAAUGUGAUUUGCCCAUCUUGUGGAGGUCCUCCUUUUGGAGAAGAAGAACGUCAACAUAGUCUGCAGAAACUUCAGCUGGAAAAUGCUCAUCUCAAAGAAGAGCAUGAAAAAGUUUCUGCACUUCUUGCCAAGUACAUAGGGAAACCAAUUUCACAAAUUAAUUCAUUGAUUCCUCCAAUGCCUGGAUCUUCACUGAUUCCUUCAAUGCCUGGAUCUUCAUUGAUUCCUCCAAUGCCUGGAACUUCAUUGAUUCCUCCAAUGCCUGGAUCUUCAUUGAUUCCUCCAAUGCCUGGAUCUUCAUUGAUUCCUCCAAUGCCUGGAUCUUCAUUGGACAUUUUAGCAGGAGAUUAUCCUAAUCAAAGACUAGGAAUUAAUCCUGCCCUUGAUCUUGAGCUUAAUCCAGUACUUUCUGAUCAUCUUCCAAUCCCCUACCAACUUAAACCAAUUUCAGACAUAGAAAAGUCACUAAUGUCUGAAUUAGCAACUAAUGCUCUUGAAGAGUUGGUGAAACUUCUACGAAUCGACGAACCCUUCUGGAUCACCACUGAAUCUGACCGGAGCUAUGUCAUUAAUCGCGAGAACUACCACAAGACAUUUCCUAAGACUAAUCACUUCAAAAGCACUAAUGCGCGAUUCGAGUCAUCUAAGUACACAGGAAUGGUGACAAUGAACGGAGCAAAUUUGGUAGAAAUGUUCUUAGAUUCGAACCAAUGGGUGGAUUUAUUUCCAACCAUUGUUACUAAAGCUAACAUAAUUCAAGUAGUUGAAACUGGAGCGGUAGGAAAUCGAAGUGGUUGCUUACAGUUGAUGUACGAGCAAAUGCAUAUACUUUCACCUCUAGUUCCACCAAGGGAAUUCUGCUUCCUUCGCCAUUGUCAACAAAUUGAGCCUGGAACAUGGGUUAUUGUUGAUGUUUCCUAUGAUUUCUGGAAAGAAAACAUCUACCUUUCUCGCUCCUGGAGACUUCCUUCUGGAUGCAUGAUACAAGAAAUGCCUAAUGGAUGUUCCAACGUUACUUGGGUGGAACAUGUGGAAGUAGAUGACAAAACUCAAACUCAUAGACUAUACAGAGAUCUCAUAUGUGGUAAUUCUGCAUAUGGAGCUGCAAGAUGGAUUGUCACCCUCCAAAGGAUGUGUGAAAGAUUUGCUUUCACUUCUGGGGAAAUUGCCCCUCCUCGUGAACUUGGAGGAGUGAUUACUUCAUCUGAAGCUAGAAGGCGCAUGAUGAAACUAUCUCAUAGGAUGAUCAAGGACUUCUGUGCAAUGUUAAGCAUGUCAGGUAAGCUAGAUUUUCCUCAAUUGUCUGAAGUGAACAAUAGUGGGGUUCGUGUAUCGGUUCGUCGGAGCGGAGGACCAGGCCAGCAUUUUGGAAUGAUUAUCAGCGCUGCUACUUCUCUUCGGCUUCCUCUCCCUCCUGAGACUGUUUUCAAUUUCUUCAAAGAUGAGAAAACAAGAGUUCAGUGGGACAUCCUCUCCACUGCAAACCCAGUUCAUGAAAUUGCACACAUCCCUAUUGGUACUCAUCCAGGGAAUUGCAUAUCCAUUAUCCGGCCAUUUGCAUCAAACGACAACAAUAUGCUUCUGCUUCAAGAAAGCUGCACAGACGCUUUAGGGUCAUUGGUAGUAUAUGCUCCAAUCGACAUUACAUCCCUCAACAUAGCAAUGACCUCUGAAGACUCGUUGAUAAUACCAAUUCUUCCUUCUGGUUUUGUUAUAUCUGAAGACGGCCGGCCGGACAAUAGUCGUGCUUCAACAAGUGCUGGUGGUGGUGGUGGUUCACUUGUUACCAUAGCCUUCCAAAUCUUGGGUUCUAAUCCUUUGACCAGCUCCGCCUCCUCCUCCACCCCCACCGAGAUGAACAUGGAAUCAGUGGCGAAGGUUAAUACUCUUAUCAGCUCCACUGUUCAGAAAAUCAAGAUUGCUUUGAAUUGCUCCAAUUGAAUUAAUUAGUCUUUUAUUUUCUAAUUAUCAAACUUAAACUAAAACCUUAUCUUCAUUGAAUGAUGGACCUGUUUGAGGAGCUAUUUUUAAAAGUUAAACAUAAUUAUUUAGCUAA
This is a messenger RNA of Jatropha curcas, 2469 nucleotides long. Its product is annotated as homeobox-leucine zipper protein HDG11. The record is from RefSeq and is a predicted model, not a curated record. Gene Ontology annotation, biological process: regulation of DNA-templated transcription. Gene Ontology annotation, molecular function: lipid binding; DNA binding; DNA-binding transcription factor activity, RNA polymerase II-specific. NCBI's taxonomy places the organism in Eukaryota, Viridiplantae, Streptophyta, Magnoliopsida, Malpighiales, Euphorbiaceae.